AUAUCGUAGAUUUAAAGUCAUCAUGUUGCCAAUUAGCAAAGGAUAUCAUUAUGUUUAUAAGGUUGUUGUUUUCCCUAAAGCUAAAUGGGAAAAAACUAAAGUUUAUGAUGUUUAUGUUACUCCUUUACAUAAGGAAAAAUGCUUCAAAAUUGUUUCUAUUCCUCGUCAUGCUCCCAGUCAUUGGAAAGAGGCUACU
This is a messenger RNA of Dentiscutata erythropus, 196 nucleotides long. The record is from the annotation of a GenBank genome assembly. Lineage: Eukaryota; Fungi; Glomeromycota; Glomeromycetes; Diversisporales; Gigasporaceae.